Nanorana parkeri is the source of this 849-nucleotide messenger RNA. RefSeq lists its product as uncharacterized. NCBI's taxonomy places the organism in Eukaryota, Metazoa, Chordata, Amphibia, Anura, Dicroglossidae. The transcript is spliced from 4 exons. The record is from RefSeq and is a predicted model, not a curated record. Bases 19 to 774 code for a protein of 251 amino acids.
GAUGAGUACAUAAGGAAGAUGUCACAAGAUGCAUGGCCCAGGAUCAUGAUAGUUGCUGAUGGAUCUUGUGGAGAGUCAAGUUUUCUGCUUGGUGUCAACUCAGAAUACAUUGUGAAAUCCUGUAAUGCAUAUGGGGCCAAUGCAGCAUUUGACAGAUUAGACCAGAGGCAGGUGCCAACUCCAGAGAUCCGAACCCACAAUCUACAUUUUGAUCUGUCAGCCUAUGGAAUUGAUGUUGCCGGUGGUGGAAAGGAAACUUUAGGCAAGCCGGGAUUUCACCUGAAAAUCUAUGGGACCUUUCGCAAUCGAUAUAUGGCUUUAGCCUGCCCAGCUUCGGACGCCAAAGUUGUUCGGUUUCUGAGAUACACUCCGAAUUCUGCUGUCAUGAAGAACAUAUUUCACCAAUCCUUCAAUGCUUAUAAAACAGACAUUGAGCCCAGAAUGAGCGAUGUCACGUUUUCUCAGCUGCAGUGCAGUCGCAGAUUAUUUGAGAUCAUGCUUUCACACAGGAAGGUAACCUCUGCUUUCAUGGAAGGCAUCAAUGUGGUGGUCACAUUAGAGGGAGAAGCUGCUCGGGUUCUUAACUUUGAUACAGGCUGUGGUGUCAAUCUAGGCCUACGAGGCCUGGAAUCGUCAGAGGAGUUUAUUUACAAUGUGGCUGUAGCUGUGGACCAGAGCGAUGUGUUUGAAGCCCUGUCAGCCAAGAUAAAGCACUCCAAGCAAGUGGUAGAAGACUUCAAGUUCAGUGGACUGGCUGCUUCAGUAUUUGAAUAACAAAGAGAUAUCCUAACAGGACUCUAAAGGUCAACAUGGGCCCUUUUACCCAAGCACAUUGGAGGCAGCCAUUUU